ACCUUUUGUAUCAGUUGACAACGAUCUCAUUCAAUUGGAAGAAGAUCUCCGUUUACACUAGAGGCCCUACUUUUACCCCACAUCUUCCCUCUAGACGCAACCCAGGUGGUUUUUGCAGGUCUAACACGUCUCCCUCUUAGCCCCAUAUAACGCACCAAGUAAAAAUCCCUUCAGUCCACUGUUCAGCAUUUACGCUUCAUUUUCAUCAUUACUAGCUUGCUGAUAUAAGCACCUAAGACCCCUUAAUUUCCUUUCAUUAUUUCUCCAAACCACCACAUCCUUUUCGAUUUUUGUUUCUCCUUCAAGCCAACCCUUUCCUUUGCUUUCGCAUGGCGUAAAACUUCUCUGGGUUAUUUCACCUUAACGUGGAUAACGUCGAAGUGUUCCAUAAAACAAUACGUUCAUUGUUCUUGAGUGUAGUUGAGUUUUGCAGUGAAGGGUUCCUUCUUUUUUUUUUUUUUGUUCUUCUCGAAGUAAAGAUAUGGGAAACUGUCAAGCAGCUGAAGCAGCAACGGUCGUGAUUCAACAUCCGGGGAACAAGAUCGAGAGGAUUUACUGGUCUGUCAGUGCUAAUGAAAUCAUGAAUUCAAAUCCAGGCCAUUACGUUGCACUUGUGGUAACCUCACCGACGUUAAAGAACGAAAAUGGCAUGCCAUUGAAGCAGCUCAAGCUCUUAAAACCAGAUGACACUUUAGUAAUCGGUCAAGUUUAUCGACUCAUUAGCUUUGAAGAUGUUUUGAAAGAGUUUGCUGCAAAGAAGUGCGUGAAGCUUGGAAAACUGUUGAAACAAGGAGGGCUUGGGAUGGAUUUGAAGAGAAAGGAUUUGCCAGCUGCUUCCAAUUCGAAUCCAAAACUUAACUCCAAAUCUGAGAACUGCAGUUCUGUUAAGGAAGCUAAUAUACUGGGAAGCAGGGGUGGUGGCAGCAGCAGCAGUAGGUACAUGGGAAGGUAUCAUGGUGGUGGUGGGGGGCAAUGGAGGCCAGCCUUGCAGAGCAUUGCAGAGAUUGGAACUUGAACGCACGAGCAAAGCUAUAUAUAUAUAUAUAUAUAUAUCUCUUCCAGGACUGCUGCAUGCUUCCCCUGUCAUUUUCUUUCUCUCCCCGCAUUAAAAAAGCAAACAACUGUAUAAGCCAUAGGCAUAAGAACCCAUCCUUUCACUCUUUCCAAUACCUUCAUAUUAUUCUCUUUUUCUUUUCCUUUCUGAAGAUUCUACAAUGUUAUAUCAAUUUCUAGUAUUAGUUCCUACUAGAUUUAGAGGCUAGAGUUCGUGUUAGAUGUAAAACACUUUGGACAGUUAGAUUAUAAACGUAAUGAGCUCUUUCUAUCUGUUCUUUUUUAUAA
Molecule: messenger RNA, 1341 nt
Organism: Durio zibethinus
Lineage: Eukaryota; Viridiplantae; Streptophyta; Magnoliopsida; Malvales; Malvaceae
Source: RefSeq, a predicted model, not a curated record